Messenger RNA from Rubroshorea leprosula, 1619 nucleotides. Lineage: Eukaryota; Viridiplantae; Streptophyta; Magnoliopsida; Malvales; Dipterocarpaceae. The record is from the annotation of a GenBank genome assembly.
GUCGUCUUUUCUUUGUUAAGGUGAAAAUGCAGAAAACAAGAAAAAAGAACGGGAAAGAAAAGAGGGUUGCCCCCGCGAAGGGGAUUUCUGCACAGAAAGGCAGUCCGGCACCGGAAAAGGGCUUAUCAUAUAAUGCUGAUAUCAAUGGAUCUAUUUGUCCAUCACCUUCUCCAGCAGUCCUGCCAAGAUCCAAUUCUCUGGCACCAAGUCCCUAUAUUGGUGUUUGUUAUGGAAGGCUUGGGAGCAACUUACCAGUGCCUAGAGAAGUUGUAGCAGCUUUCUACAAGUGGAAUAAUAUCCAAAGAAUGAGACUCUAUGAUCCAGAUUUGGAUGUUCUCCAAGCACUAAGAGGGUCCAACAUUGAGGUCAUGCUUGGCGUUUCCAACUCUGAUUUUCAAUACAUUGCUGUCAGUCAAGAUAAUGCUGAUACUUGGAUUCAGAACAAUGUUAGGGACUAUGACAGCAUCAAGUUCUGGUAUAUUGUUGUUGGAAACUUAGCUGAGCUUGAUAUCAAAGUAUCCACAGCAACUGAUACAAAAGCAAUAGGAUCAUAUUUCCCUUCAUCAAAUGGGUCUUUCAGGUCAGAAUACAAGCCAAUGCUUGAUCCUGUCAUCCACUUCUUGGUGAACAGUUCAGCCCCAUUACUUGUUAACUUGCAUCCAUAUUCAACUUACAUAACAGCUCCAAUGUCAUUAGUCUCAAUUUUGCUCUCUUCACAUCUCCAUCACCUGUGUUCUUGGAUUGUCAUUUACAAUACAAGAAAUAUUUUUGAUGCACUUUUGGAUACUAUUUAUGCCACACUCAAAAGGUCUAAUGGGGGUUCUUUGGAUGUUGUUGUAUCUGAGAGUGGUUGGCCCUCAGCUGGUGGAAUGGCAGCAACAACUGAGUUUGCUGGGACUUACAAAUUCAAUCUGUUACAGCAUGUGAAGUGGGGGACACUGAAGAAGCCUGGAAGACCAGUUGAAACAUACAUUUUUGCCAUGUUUGAUGAGAAUAACAAAGAGCCAGAAUUUGAGAAACACUGGGGGCUUUUUCUUCCGAACAUGCAGCCUAAACACAAGUCCCGUACAACCCCAAUAGUCCCACCAAGCUCUGAUAUUGAAGACCCAGAAAUCUUUGGACUUGCUCCCAAUGGAACAUUUGAUCCUUUUCCCCCCAAAGGAAGUAAGAAGCGGACAGCGAUACUGGUAGGGAUAGCCAUUGGAGGUGCUGUAAUUUCUGGCCUAGGUUUUACUUUGUUUAUUUUUUGGAGGAAGGGUAAAAAAAAAAAUGGAAUUACCUGUUCUUGCUUUUCAUAUAUUGAUUGACAAUGGAUAUUAUGGAAAUGGCAUGGGACCUAGGGAGUUCAAUUAUGAUGAAUUGGCUAAAACUACAAAGAGUUUUGCAGAUGAAGAAAAGCUAGGCAAGGGAGGGUUUGGAGCAGUUUAUGAGGGUUUCUUGAGGGAUUCAAAUACAAAUGUUGCAGUUAAAAGGGUUUCAAGAAGCUCUAAACAAGGGAUCAAGGAGUACAUGUUGGAAGUGAAGAUUAUUAGUCAAUUGAAGCACAAGAAUUUAGUGAAGCUCAUAGCUUGGUGCCAUGAAAAGGAACUUUUACUUGUUUAUUUAUUAGUACAUGUCCA